GAGUCUGAGAGGCAAAACAUGAGGAUGCGAUUCUCACGUUUGUCUAUCAGACGCGUUCCCAAGACGCGAAAGUAUGCACGUUACAUUGUCAUACUAAGUUCUAUUUCUCUUUCCAUAAAUUAGUAACAGCGUCGAGGAAUUUCUUGAAUGAGAUCAUUGUAGAUCUUCUAUGUUUCAGUUACUGUUCGUUUUUUUGUUUUUAGAAUGUUGAUAUUAAUAUUGGUGUUAGUUUAAAAGCGUUAGAUUUAAAUAUUCUGGCACAAAUAUCCGAUGAUGAUCCAAACCUUGAGGUUCUUGUCUGUGCCACUGUGUCCGAGACAAUUAUUAAUAUUAAACAUUAUCCAGCAUUAUCUAGUACUAGGGGUGGCACAUUAUCAUUACUUUCACGAGUAAUCCAAAUAUUGUAA
Messenger RNA from Didymodactylos carnosus, 407 nucleotides. Lineage: Eukaryota; Metazoa; Rotifera; Eurotatoria; Philodinida; Philodinidae. The record is from the annotation of a GenBank genome assembly.